AUGAUUUUAACGAGCGAUCACCUCAAGAAUCUUUCUGAAUUUGUUUACUCGUCGGACGACUUAUCUAUUUGCGGAUAUUUGAUGCAGCCAUUUUGGAAUUGGCUAUGUUUAAAGAUUCCACAUUGGGUAGCUCCGACAACGCUGAGUACUAUUGGCAUUUUUAUAAAUACAUUUACCACCCUUGUUGUUCUUUUCUUUUGCCCAUCGGGAUCGGAGCAGGCUCCUAGUUGGGUUUACAUCCUGUGUGCAGUUGGACUAUUCCUUUACCAAACUGUCGAUAGUUUGGAUGGUAAACAAGAAAGAAAAAUCGAUUUUCUGGCGUCUUUGUCUGAUAUGUUUGAUCAUGGGUUCGAUUCUGUUUCGAAUGUAUUGUUGUUGAUAUCAUUUGGAUGUGUAAUGCAGCUAGGACACCAUUCCACGCUACUAUUUUGUAUGUGGGCAUCUGGGAUGUUCAUGUUUUACGUUGUACACUGGACUACAUAUGUGACAGGGGUUGUCAUGUUUUGCAGAUUUGACGUCACAGAAGCUCAACUGGUAGUGAUAAUCAUAUUUUUAUUGACAGCGGUUUUUGGUCCAGGAAUAUGGGCGUACAAGGGCAGCCACGCCAUAGGUCCAAUCGUACCUAUAGCAACUGUGUUGAUAUUGACUGUGAUGAGCAUUCAUAACUCAACAAGUGCAGUAUAUGAAAAACAUCCGUGUUUGUUUCUACUAGCUUAUGGUAUUGUUGCAGCUAAAUAUAUCAACAAGUAUGUG
Messenger RNA from Saccoglossus kowalevskii, 753 nucleotides. RefSeq names its product choline/ethanolaminephosphotransferase 1-like. The record is from RefSeq and is a predicted model, not a curated record. Lineage: Eukaryota; Metazoa; Hemichordata; Enteropneusta; Harrimaniidae.